Molecule: messenger RNA, 7429 nt
Organism: Haplochromis burtoni (Burton's mouthbrooder)
Lineage: Eukaryota; Metazoa; Chordata; Actinopteri; Cichliformes; Cichlidae
Gene: anks1ab
Product: ankyrin repeat and sterile alpha motif domain containing 1Ab
Exons: 14
Coding region: 2278-3783 (501 amino acids)
Cellular component (GO): cytosol
Molecular function (GO): protein binding
Source: RefSeq, a predicted model, not a curated record
AUCAUUUUAGGUGGGGGAACUUGCACAAUCGGUGGCUGACUAAAUACUUUUUUGCCCCACUGUAUUUGGUCUUAUCAUUAGUUUUUGUCAUUGUCUCUCUUUUUCCCCUUAUUCUCUUUCCCCUCAACCCCCAAACCAGUCGAGGCACAUGCCUGCCCCUUCCUGAUACUGGUUCUACAGUGUGUCUUUUCCAGUUAAACGAGGUUCCUUACUUCCCACCAUCAUGAAGAGUUAGCUCACAGAGGGCUCAAUCAUUGGGGUUAUAUUGUAUUGUCUUUACCUCCAAUUCAAAUGUCUUGGGAUGUUGCAAAUGAUUAAAAGCGAUAGCUUGGCAUUCAAAUGCCAAGUGUGAACUUCUGCAGUUGUCCAGUUGUGAUCAGAUUACUAAAGACAUGUUAAUGCCACACAUGACCUGAUUUGUUUAUUUUUAACCCCAAUUCUAAAAAUUUUAUGUCAUCUUACUUUCUUAUGCAGGCUUUUUCCUGUAAGAAGCCUCUGUUGUGCUCUAAAAAUGGUUGACAUGACAUGAGCAUCUGGAAGUACAUAAUGGAAUUUGCCUCUUUUCUGUCAUGCUAGAUGAGAUGGAGAAGAGGCAGGUCUCGACAUGUCCUUUUCUCUUCUCUUCUCUUCUCUUCUCUUCUCUUCUCUUCUCUUCUCUUCUCUUCUCUUCUCCAAGUGUAUUAAAAACUCUGCUGACUUGAAUCAAUGCUGCCCCCCCUUGUCCUAUCAUCAAAGUAAGAUGUAAAUGAAUUAAAGCCUUCUGGUAAUAAGCAGGGAUUUGAGCAGAGUCUUUGUUUCAAUAUCCCAUGUUAGCCAAAAAAACUGGCGUGGCUCCUGCAGAACUGGAUCGAGGUCCCAUCAUCCCUUUAAAUUCUAGUCAUUCUUAGCUGGAAAAGACUGUGAUUUGGGGCUUUCGGAGCUUGUUCCUCGCCUCUGAUGGUGGUGUCCUUUCUCCACUGGCAAGAUCAGAGUGCUUCUGUGCAAUUCUAAUCAGUGCAGUGGAGGGGGAGAGGUACGUUAAGGUUAGAGAGGCACUGCCAGAAAAGAGUGAGUAUGUGUGCAUUUUAUUGAGAGAGAAAGAGGAGCAAGAUAUAAUGGGAAGGGGUAGACAGACAGACGAUGAGUCGAGAGAGAAAGUGUGCGUGCGUUUGCAUCUGUCUGUGUGUUUGAGAACGAGAGGCAAGGAGCGAGACAGAGUGAGGGAGGGUGCAAGCCAGAGAGGGAGAGAGAGGCAGAGGGAGGGGAAGUGAUAUAGUGGGAGAGAGGUGGUUACGUGGAGCAGCACCCCACUUCAUCAGGCAGCAUACGGCAGCCCUGCAGUGCGAUCACACAGUAUGGGUAUGGGGCUAUGAGAUUGAGAGAAAGAAAGCUGAGAGAAGCGAGAGAGACAAGAGGGGGGGGGGAGUUACAAAGAAGAGCUUGAGGGAUUUGCUUGGAUGAGAAGGGGGGGGAUGAACAGUGAGUCUGUUGGCUGUCGUGGAUGUGAGAAGGACGUGGCGGCAGUGGCUGAGCUUAAGGCAGAUCGUUGGUCUCCUGUGUAGAAGUAGCCAGCGUGAGGACGCUAUGCCCUGUGAGCAGUGAGGGGUAGCGUGUGUGAGCCAGGAGCAGCUGCUGUGACUGCAUCUGCGCUGCCUGCGUGUCUCCGACAGGCAGGGGAUGCAGCAAACCUCUGCCCUGAGCACAGAGGCUGCUAGCUGCACCCAGCAAGGGGAAGAACCAGGUGGGCUGGGGAGGGAGUGGGGGGCGCCUGCCUCAGGAAGGAGCUACCUUAACCGGCACUGUGGUCCUGCAGUGAUCCUCGCUUCAGAGUCAAGAGGCUCACCUGCCAUCUGUUGGAUCUGAACCUGGAUUUACUGCUUUCAGAGAUGAGAAGCACGUUCUUUGGCUUAGCCGCACAUCCAGCAGCUUGCUGAAAAGUGUGAAUGUGGGCAGCACAGGGAGCACUGGUACCACCAAGGACACUGAGCCUUUUUCCUUUGGCAGACAGCUUACCUGGAGCUUUAUCAAGGAAUCUAAACUUGGAUUUUAUAAUGAAUUGAGGAGUUUGGAAUCAGCACACUGUGGAAAGCCUAAGCCAACGUUUCUUUGAUGUAGGAUUUACAAUAUGUCUACCUGACCGUACUCCGUGUGGCUGUGGAGUAAGGACGAAAUAUGAUUUAAGCAAAUGUCUAUUCCUUGAUCAAAAAUUACACGCGUACCUCAACAGUACUUUAGAAUGCUGCUACCUUCAUUGUAUGAGCCUUGUCCUAGCUCUCAAAGAGGUUGACCAAUGAAGCCAUGGGACUCAGCCAGAGCUUUACAAAUGGGGCCUGUGGUAAAGCCCUGGACCAGCCGGUGGGAGAGUGGCUGGAGCACGUGGGGCUGCCGCAGUACGAGAGCAAGCUCCUGCUCAAUGGCUUUGAUGACCUACGAUUCAUGGGAAGUAACGUGAUGGAGGACCAGGAUCUCAGAGACAUCGGGAUCACUGAUCCAGGACAUCGAAAGAAAAUCCUCCACGCGGCACGCAACUUGCCCAAGGUAAAAGCACUGGGGUGUGAUGGCAGCACAUCUCUUGCCACUUGGUUGGAUGGCCUUGGUCUGCAUGAAUAUCUGCCCAACUUUCUUGCCAGCGGCUACCGCACACUGGAGUGUGUUAAGAACCUGUGGGAACUGGAGAUCAUCAAUGUUAUUAAGGUUGGUCCUCUGGGUCACAGGAAGAGGAUCAUUGCCUCUCUAGCAGAGAGACCCUAUGAAGAGGCUCCAUCUAAGUCCCGUCGUCUGUCUCCAAUUAUGUUCCAUGACCUCCUAUCCCAGACCACAUCUCCCCUGAGUCAGCUGGACCCCUACACCAGUCGCUCCAUGGACAUGCUCCUUCCCCUGACCGAGUCAGAUCGCAGGCGAAGAGGAGUCGACCAAGACUGUAGUGUAUCUCUGCGUUCUUAUAGCGAGAGGCCACGUUCUGUAGACAGACACAGCGACCGGCAUAAAGAGUCUCGUCUAAACCUCCGGCCGCCGAGCCACUCUGCUACCUAUGCCACGGUCUCCGCCUGGCAUCACCAGCCUGAGAAACUCAUUCUGGACUCCUGCGGGUACGAGGCAACAUAUCUAGGAUCAUUGAUAAUCAGGGAUCUACGAGGGAUUGAGUCCACACAAGAUGCCUGUGCAAAAAUUAGGAAAUCCAAGGACUCCAAAAAGGGUCCAGUUGUCAUACUGUCCAUUACCUAUAGAGGUGUUAAGUUCAUCGAUGCAGCCACAAAGACUAUAGUAGCAGAACAUGAGAUCAGGAACAUCUCAUGUGCCGCGCAAGACCCAGAUGACCUCUGCACAUUUGCAUACAUUACCAAGGAUCUGAAGAGCGGCCACCACUUCUGUCAUGUCUUCAGCACUGUGGAAGUGACACAGACCUACGAGAUCAUCCUAACGCUGGGACAGGCAUUUGAGGUGGCUUAUCAGAUGGCGAUUCAGUCCAGGGCGAGACACUACAUGCCUCCUUCAUCUCUGGGCUCUGAGGUCAUAGACACCAAAACCAGCCGUCCUGUAUCUCAGUCCUGGAGCAGCAUGCGAAGAUCAGCAGGUGCCCCUCUGCUCGAAUGCCGCUGCUGUCACUGUCACACGUGUACUACCCACCGUCCUUCCUUCCUCCCGUUGCACUCUGUUAGCCCUGGAGUCCAGAUCGACCCCCUGGAGAUGGACCCAGACAUGCAGUCCCUGGGCAGCACCACCUGGCUCUUGGACCAGCGGGACGCCAACAGGCGCCCUGUCAGCACCAACCUGUCCUGUCUUACCAGGCAUCUACCACUGUGAAGCACUAUGAGGAGGCUGCUUUGAUAGCAUGGGAUGCAAGAUGGACAAUUAAUCAAUGAAAGACAAAACAGCAACAUGCAGCAAACAACUUGUGUUUUCUUUUUGUUGUUGUUGGGGUUUUUUCUACGCAUUUGUACAAUACUCAUAGAAAGACCACAAGGAAUCGGUCACGAAUCUAAUCACUGAUGUCUGGACUCAAAACGGACCAAAAACUGAGACCUCGUAAACUCACACAAAUACACACAUACACACCCAGAAGGACAAUAUCAAGGACAACAGCCUUACUUCAUUACGGUUAUCUAUAAUCAACUAAAAUCCCCUGACCUGCCCGAACACCACCACCCAACAACUGCACGCCUCCACCCUGCUUCUAAAAGACUUUAAAGGCAAAAAAAGAAAAGAAAAAAAGGCAACACUUCUUAUUUCCUGCUGUAUUUAAACUGACUGUGACUAGCUGGGAUGACGUUGAUGCAGAGAUGGUACAGUUUUUGUCAGGAUGAGUCUUUGCUCUGGCCUUGUACUGCCCAGUGCCUCUCAGCAGUCGUGGUAGCACUGAGAGCCUGAAAAUCACAGCUUCUUCUUAUUGUCAGUUUAAACAAAGAAAAAAAAAUGAAAAGGAACACUGUGUUUAAAAACAUGGCACUAUCCCUUUGUUUUCUUUUUUUCUUAUGGUGCAAAUUUGACAUUCGUGGAUUUUUGUGAUACUUUUUGAUAGACGGGGCAUAACUGAAAUGUGGGUUGGGGGGAAUGAUUACGAAGGGAUUGUAAAGAAUCCCAACAUUACUACCAGAGGCAAAAAAAAAACCAUAAACAAAACGUAAACAAAGUUUAAAAAAGAAUAUUGGGUGUAUUAAUGAGCCUCUAGCACAAUCUGAUGCACAUAUCCCGUCAUAGCAUCUUAUUAUCAUGAUUACUUGAGUAGGUAUCCAUGCUGUUUCACUCCAGUUUAGAAUUAGGUACAGUACAUGCAAAGUGUGUUACUUUGAGGGGGUGAAAAGAUUUUAUUCCACUACAUUUAAAGAGCCAAAUCUAAAUGUUGCUCUGGUGUCGUGUUAAUGCGAGUGGAUUUGUAAUGCUGAGAGCGUGGUACCAUUUUUGUUUUUCUUAAAAGAUUUUCCUCCUGCACUGUGACUGAAAAAAAAAGGUCGUCGUGAAGUCGACACAUAUCUGUGGGUUCUCCCCUGUGUGCACUACCUGCUGUGCGUGCUGUAUGCCUUGUUUCUGUCUGUCCUCAUGGGAGUUUGGACUCUUACAUCAUUGGCCACUGUCCUUGUUUUUUGUGUGCUGCGGGAGAAGUGAAGGAUUGAGCUCGUGGAGGCUGACUGAUUUUAUUUUUUUUAUUACGGUGUAACCGGCCUGCGUGCGGUACCGUGGCUGUGUCAUUGCCACUCUGUUUCUGACUGUUAACUGUUAGCUUCCACUGACGAUUGCAUGUUGGCAGUGUGUUUGUGUUUUCGUACCCUUUGAUGCACUUGGCCUGAGCAGUCUCUCUGUAUGUACCGUAGCAGUGUCUCGUCUCCUCUCACUCACCUGCCAUUCGCUUUUUACGUUCCCUCUCCCCGUCACACGCCAACUCAGCGCUUCACCCUCAUUUCGUUUUGCCAUCGUCGUCCAACAUUUUGUCACGUAUGUUCUCCCAUUCUGUGUGUCACCGAAACAACCUGCUCUAUUAUGGAUGCACAAUAUAAAAGCAUUACACUUAAAUGAGCAGCAAGCUAUUUAAAGCAAGUUUUGGUGGCAUGAUAUCGCUGUGCAUGUAACCGCUCUUUUUAACAUUGGUGUUUUCCUUGUGUAGCUCGCCCCAGCGUUCAAGUUUCCGGAUACCAAGCUGUGAGUUGAAGGGGAGCAGCCGAUGCGAGUGUGUUUGUGUGUGUUGAGUUAUAGCGGGCAGAGCAGUGUGAAAGAGCUAGAGAGAAACUGAGAGGUAAGCCUUAUGCAAUGUGCAGGGCCAAACCAGCGCUUACUCUGACAUUUAGAUCUCACUCCGUAUAUCCCCUGCUCCUCCACUGCCCCUGAGAUGAAUCCCAACACAGACUAAAAGGUAAACCGGUAGUCCCACAUCACUGGCUAAACAGGACCUGUGUAUCACUCCUGUCUUGAGAAAGGUCACUCAGAAAGGUCAAGUCUAUUUCCUGGCCUCCGUGUGACUUUCUGAUCUUGUUAUGUAGGUACUGUAAUGUUUAGAGCACUGUAGACUAUUAAUGAUAUAGACCAUUAAUGAGCAUUUCUAUUGAUUCAGGUCUAUUGAAAAUGUGGGAAUUAUUAUUAAAGGGUAACAAAAUGUAGAGGAAAAGAAAAAAACUGUACCAGCAUACAAUGCUUUGCCCAUGUUUCUGGACAGAGUAUGGUUUGUCAAUGAAAAUGUGAUACUGUUUCAAAUUUCAAAGCAAUAUUAUAUUAAUGACAUUAAAUAAUACAAAGACUAAAGAAUCCCUCUCACGUCUGUUGUCAGCAUUGAUUUCUUUUAUAUGGCUGAGUAGUUAAAAGCAGAAACAUUACACCAGCUGUUUAAAAUUUAAAGUGACAAAUACAACAAACAUGGUAAUUAAUGUACAAUUAUACUUUCACUCUUUCUCCUGCCAAAGAGAUUAGUGGGUGGUGCAACUUUUUAUUCUAAACAAACGAUUAGCCCCCAGUCUCUGUUUCUCUCAUUUCUCUAACUGCAUUCAAGUCAGAGCCAAGCAUCCAGGUGCCUGGUGAAAACACACACACACACACACACAUCAGUAUUCAACACAGUAAACGUAGCAUUUGCACAACAUGAAGAAACAUUUUUCUGUCAGGUAUAUGUUUAUCAGUUCUGUUGGGACGUAUAGCAAAGUCAAAGUUAAAUGAGAAUUGCCUGUCCUUUUUUUGCAUGUUUUUGCUAACCGUAUGAAUACAAUUCUUCAAAACUGGCAUUGUUUUAGAAAUGUUUUAUUUUAGCUACAUUCCAGCUAUGGGUAUACAUUUAAUUUAAAUAGAAAAUGAAAAGCUGACUCUUUAAAAUGCAUGUUGGGUCAUUCUGCAUAGCUCUCAAACCUAGCAGCUCAGUCACACUACAGUAAAGCAGGAAAAAAAAUUGCCCAUUGCUUUGUGUUUGAAUCCAUUCGUUUAUUCAGUUUUUGCAACUGGAGACCGAUUGACUAUAGUUGUGGCGACCAAGUGGUCAACCAGAGGUUGAGCGUGUAGCACCCUAAACCUCUGGACAAGCACACUGGACUGCAAGACGACUGCAUUGGUCACCGAUAAUCGCCAGAAAGUCAAAUAAUUGCCAUUUAAUUUAUAAACGCAGACAGACUGGCAAACAAUCUGAGUUAGUCUACUCCGAUGAGUACAACCUGCCUGCUGUCCUGCAGCAACUAUGUGAGUAUUUGAGGAGGAAUUUCAAAUCUAUGAGGGGCUUGCUGGGCCCCACUGAAUAUAAGUUAAUGUCGGUUUCUGUUUAAUGAGAAUUCCUGAAGCAUUUGAGAUUUUCACUCAUUUAUCACAUUUAAUUGCUGUAUUUUCACAAAUGCAAUGUUACUGCGAACUUAACUCCAGUCAGCCACAAACUGAUAGUGGACUGGCUGUGCUGCAGUAAGAUUCCAACGUGAUGCAAUAAUUUUGGUCGUGUCAUGGUCUCCUACCACUGCUUUACCUAGUGUGACUGUAGCAUGAAGUAUUA